Messenger RNA from Suncus etruscus (white-toothed pygmy shrew), 993 nucleotides. RefSeq names its product forkhead box S1 (gene FOXS1). Bases 1 to 993 code for a protein of 330 amino acids. Gene Ontology annotation, molecular function: RNA polymerase II cis-regulatory region sequence-specific DNA binding; DNA-binding transcription factor activity, RNA polymerase II-specific. The transcript has a single exon. Gene Ontology annotation, biological process: anatomical structure morphogenesis; cell differentiation; regulation of transcription by RNA polymerase II. NCBI's taxonomy places the organism in Eukaryota, Metazoa, Chordata, Mammalia, Eulipotyphla, Soricidae. The record is from RefSeq and is a predicted model, not a curated record.
AUGCAGCAGCCGCCUCCACCGGGGCCCUCAGCCCCCACAGCCGAGCCCACCAAGCCCCCCUACAGCUACAUCGCCCUGAUCGCCAUGGCCAUCCAGAGCUCCCCUGGCCAGCGGGCCACUCUCAGCGGCAUCUACCGCUACAUCAUGGGCCGCUUUGCCUUCUACCGCCACAACAGGCCCGGCUGGCAGAACAGCAUCCGCCACAACCUGUCCCUCAACGAGUGCUUCGUCAAGGUGCCCCGUGACGACCGAAAGCCAGGCAAAGGCAGCUACUGGACGCUGGACCCCGACUGUCAUGACAUGUUCGAGCAUGGCAGCUUCCUGCGACGCCGACGCCGCUUCACCCGGCGUGCGAAUGCCGAGGGCACCAGGGGCCCUGCCAAGGCACGCCGGGGACCCCUCAGAGCCAGCAGCCAAGAUCUGGGAGUCCCCAGUGCCACGACAGGCAGGCAGUACCCCUUCCCAGUGGAGCUGCCAGAGCCCAAGGGCCUGAGCUUUGGGGGUCUGGUGGGUGCCCUGGCCUCCCCCCUAUGUCCAGCGACGACUGACACCCGGUCUCGGCCUCUUGCAGAGCCCAAAGAGAUACCCACGCCCAAGUCUGCAGGCCCAGGAGAGUUUGCCAUGGGCACCUCACCAUCCCCCCGCCCAGCAUUUGGCUUUCCUGCUGGCUUUUCCGAGGCUGAGGGUUUUGGCAAGUCCCCCACGCCCAUCUUGGCCCCCGAAACAGGCAUCGGGAGCAGCUACCAGUGCCGGCUGCAGACACUGAACUUCUGCGUGGGAACUGACUCGGGCCUAGAGCACCUUGUGGCCUCAGCAGCCCCCUGCCCGGCGCCCCCCACCCCUCCGGCCUCGCUCCGAGCACCGCUGCCCCUGCCAGCUGACCCCAAGGAAUCUUGGGUGACCAGUGGGUUCCCUGUCCAGGGAGGCUCUGGCUACCCCUUGGGGCUGACCCCCUGCCUAUACCGGACACCAGGAAUGUUCUUCUUUGAAUGA